Molecule: messenger RNA, 1689 nt
Organism: Danaus chrysippus (African queen)
Lineage: Eukaryota; Metazoa; Arthropoda; Insecta; Lepidoptera; Nymphalidae
Source: the annotation of a GenBank genome assembly
AUGUGUAGAUCUAUGAUGGUGAAAAAUUUUGUAAUUAUUGCAUUAUUUAUAUGCAGUGGCCGCUGUAAAGUUAUUAUUCAUGAAGAUUUGCCAGAUAUUACGAAGAAUCUGGUGCAGAAUGAAGUAAAGAACGUUCCCUCCAUCGUAAUAGAUCUACCGGUACACAAGGAACUGAUAAGUAUAAUAGCACCAAAGGAUACUCCAAAGAAUGUGCCAAAAUUAAAAAAAUCUGCUAAUACAAACGAAAACGGAAACCAGAAAAACCAGUGUGCGGGCGUAAAUGACACUAUAUCAGAUAAUUUAAUAGAUUCAGAUGAAAAUGUACCUUGUGAGAUACCGUUUAAGAUCGACAAUGGCACAGUUUUAAUUCUCACGCCUUACAUUGAAGAAGGCCAAGUCGCAGAAGCGCGUAAUGCGAGCAUUGUCAACCCUGAUGUUUUUCUAGGGUAUGAAAGCUAUUCAGGCUUUAUAACGGUGAAUAAAACUUACGAUUCGAAUAUAUUCUUCUGGUAUUUUCCUGUGCUCAAAAAACCGGUGAAUGAAACUCCGUGGAUAAUAUGGCUGCAAGGAGGCCCUGGAGCUUCGAGUAUGACGGGACUGUUCGAUGAAAUAGGGCCAUUUAAGCUGAACUCUAUAGGAGAGUUGACACACAACCCUUACUCAUGGAUACACAAUCAUUCUCUGGUCUUCAUCGACAACCCUGUGGGUACUGGUUACAGCUUCACAAAACACGUCGAUGGAUAUUCUAGCGACAUGGUUGAAUAUGGAGCCAAUUUGGCUGAAACCGUACGUCAGUUCCUUCAAAUAUUCCCUGAACUCAGGUCAGCACCGUUAUACGUAGCGGGAGAAUCAUAUGCUGGUAAAUAUGUACCAGCUCUCUCUAUGGAACUUCACAAGAAAAAAGAUGACCCUGGAUACAAAGUCAAUUUAACGGGUAUGAUGUUGGGCAAUGCUUACAUAGAUCCCAGUAUGAUAGCCCAAGUUUCGUAUCCCUUCUAUUAUUUUGGGCUCCUCAGCAAAGAGCAGAUUGAGAUAGUUGACCCGCUCUUAAAAUCCUUUCAACAGGACAUAGCAACGAAUAACAGCAUAGCUGCUAAAAAUAAAUGGAACAGCUUGAUCGCCGUGUUGUUGUUUCUAACUCAUCAAAAGCAGGCUUACAAUUUUCUCAAGGACGAUAUAUCUGUGGGCCACUACGUAAAUUUUCUCAAAACAUCCGAAGUAAAGAGGGCUCUACACGUAGGGGACAUAAGGUUCUCUUUUGUAAAUCAGACCGUGAAUUCAAAGAUGGCGCCUGAUUUCUUGAGCAGUUCAAAGCCAUUGUUUGAAGAACUUUUGGAACAUUAUAGAGUUCUGAUUUACUGUGGACAUUUGGACCAAAUGUUGCCAUGUGUGUUCACAUCAGACAAUUUCAGAACUUGGACGUGGAGUGGAUCCAAGGAAUUUCAGGAAGCAGCCAGAUAUCCUUAUAUUUAUAAAGCUAAAUUAUCUGGCUACCACAAGACAGGAGGUCAGCUGACCGAGGUCGUGGUACGAGGGGCAGGUCACAUGGUACCGGUCGACCAGCCAGGACCCAUACAGAACCUGGUGGCACGCUUCACCCACAACAAACCACUGAGCCAGCGCUUUGGACUCCUCGAAGGAUCCUUCAUACAGGAGUUCAUUAAGAACCAGACGGUUGUGUAUUUGUAA